AUGCCCGAGGGCUGUACAGACCGUGGGUGGGGCCUGUGCCUGGACGACCCUCCUGCCAAGGACAUCAUCGACUUCCCCUUGGUGCUGCCUGGUGUCCUCUAUGAUAUGAGCCACCAGUGCCGCCUCCAGUACGGGGCCUACUCUGCCUUCUGCGAGGACAUGGAUAAUGUCUGCCACACACUCUGGUGCUCUGUGGGGACCACCUGUCACUCCAAGCUGGAAGCAGCCAUGGACGGCACCCGGUGGGGGGUGUCCCCAUGGUGUCUCAAUGGGGAGUGUGUACCUGUGGGCUUCCGGCCCGAGGCCGUGGAUGGUGGCUGGUCUGGCUGGAGCGCCUGCUCCGUCUGCUCGCGGAGCUGUGGCGUGGGCAUAUAGAGUGCCAAGCGGCAGUGCAUGUGGCCUACGCCCAAAUACAAAGGCAGAUACUGUGUGGGUGAGCGGAAGCACUUCCGCCUCUGCAACCUGCAGGCCUGCCCCGCUGGCCGCCCCUCCUUCCGCCACGUCCAGUGCAGUCACUUUGACACCACUCACGUAGGCCAGCUGCACACAUGGGUGCCCGUGGUCAAUGAUGCUCCCCAGUCUGCAGCCUUGCAGAUAGCUACCAGCCCAGCUGGAGCCUCCAGCCUGCCAUGGAUAGAGGUGGCCACAGAGAGCUGGCCGCCAGCACCAGGGGCCUCCCCUCCUCGUGUGUUGCAGAACGUAGGCUGUGACUUCGAGAUUGACUCUGGCGCUAUGGAGGACCGCUGUGGCGUGUGCCACGGCAACGGGUCCACCUGCCACACCGUGAGUGGGACCUUCGAGGAGGCCGAGGGCCUGGGGUAUGUGGACGUGGGGCUGAUCCCAGCCGGCGCACGUGAGAUCCGCAUCCAGGAGGUGGCCGAGGCUGCCAACUUCCUGGCACUGCGGAGCGAGGACCCAGAGAAGUACUUCCUCAUUGGUGGCUGGACCAUCCAGUGGAACGGGGACUACCAGGUGGCAGGGACCACCUUCACAUACGCACGCAGGGGCAACUGGGAGAACCUCACGUCCCCAGGUCCCACCAAGGAGCCUGUCUGGAUCCAGCUGCUGUUCCAGGAGAGCAACCCCGGGGUGCACUACGAGUACACCAUCCACAGGGAGGCAGGUGGCCACGGCGAGGUCCCGCUGCCCGAGUUCUCCUGGCACUAUGGGCCCUGGACCAAGUGCACAGUCACCUGCGGCAGAGGUGAGAAUCUUUGCAUCGUUGACACUCAGGCAGGGGGUGGAGCAGGGAAGGGAGAGCCACCAGCAGAGGGGGUCCUGCAGCUGGGCUUCAACGGGCAGUAUGGAAGUGAGUGUCCAAGACGUUCUCUGAGCCAUUGGGAACGGUGUGGAUGGCGGGAUGGUGUGUCGAUGGCCCGUCGAUGGUCCCUGGACACAUUGGGCCCUGAAGGCUCAGGCAGCGGCUCCUCCAGCCAUGAGCUCUUCAAUGAGGCUGACUUCAUCCCGUGGUGGGCAGGUGAGUGGCAGCUGUGCUCCAGCUCCUGCGGGUCUGGGGGCCUCUCCCGCCGGGCUGUGCUCUGCAUCCGCAGCGUGGGGCUGGAUGAGCAGAGUGCCUUGGAGCCACCCGCCUGUGAACACCUGCCCCAGCCCCCUACUGAAACCCCUUGCAACCGCCAUGUGCCCUGUCCGGCCACCUGGGCUGUGGGGAACUGGUCUCAGUGCUCAGUGACAUGUGGGGAGGGCACUCAACACCGAAAUGUCCUCUGCAUCAAUGACACUGGUGUCCCCUGUGACGAGGCCCAGCAGCCAGCCAGCGAAGUCACCUGCUCUCUGCCACUCUGUCGGUGGUCCCUGGGCACACUGGGCCCUGAAGGCUCAGGCAGCGGCUCCUCCAGCCACGAGCUCUUCAACGAGGCUGACUUCAUCCCACGCCACCUGGCCCCACACCCUUCACCCGCCUCAUCACCCAAGCCAGGCACCAUGGGCAACGCCAUUGAGGAGGAGACCCCAGAGCUGGAGCUGCCGGGGCCCGUGUUUGUGGAUGACUUCUACUACGACUACAAUUUCAUCAACUUCCACGAGGAUCUGUCCUACGGGCCCUCUGAGGAGCCCAAUCUAGACCUGGUGGGGACAGGGGAUCGGACGCCCCCACCGCAUAGCCGUUCUGCUGUGCCCUCCACGGGUAGCCCCGUGCCUGCCACAGAGCCUCCCGCAGCCAAGGAGGAGGGGGCACCGGGACCUUGGUCCCCUAGCCCUUGGCCCAGCCAGGCCAGCUGCUCCCCACCCCCACCCUCAGAGCAGACCCCUGGGAACCCUUUGAUCAAUUUCCUGCCUGAGGAAGAUGCCCCCAUAGGGGCCCCAGAUCUUGGGCUCCCCAGCCUGCCCCGGCCCAGGGUUUCCACUGAUGGCCUGCAGACGCCUGCCGCCCCUGAGAGCCAAAAUGACUUCCCAGUUGGCAAGGACAGCCAGAGCCAGCUGCCCCCUCCAUGGCGGGACAGGACCAAAGAGGUUUUCAAGGAUGAUGAGGAACCUGAGGGCCGCGGAGCACCCCACCUGCCCCCAAGACCCAACCCCACGCUGCCCACUUUGUCCCCGGUCGGCAGCAGCCACUCCUCUCCUAGUCCUGACGUGGCGGAGCUGUGGACAGGAGGGAGAGUCGCCCGGAAGCCAGCUCUGGAGGGUGGCCUAGGGCCUGUGGACAGUGAACUGUGGCCCACUGUUGGGGUGGCUUCUCCCCCUCCUCCUCCCAUAGCCCCUCUUCCAGAGAUGAAGGGCAGGGACGGUCCCCUGGAGCUGGGGACUCCCACCUUCCCAACCCUAGGACCAGGCUCAUGGGACCUGCAGACUGUGGCAGUGUGGGGGACCUUCCUCCCCACAAUGCCGACUGGCCUCGGGCACACGCCUGAGCCUGCCCUGAACCCAGGACCCAAGGGCCAGUCUGAGUCCCUCAGCCCUGAGGUGCCCCUGAGCUCUAGGCUGCUGUCCACGCCAGCUUGGGACAGCUCCACCAACAGCCACAGAGCCCCUGAGACCCAGCCGCUGGCUCCCAGCCUGGCUGAAGUGGGGCCCCCCACGGACCCAUUGGUUGUCAGGAAUGCCAGCUGGCAAGCGGGAAACUGGAGCGAGUGCUCCACCACCUGUGGCCUGGGUGCGGUCUGGAGGCCGGUGCGCUGUAGCUCCGGCCGGGAUGAAGACUGCGCCCCUGCUGGCCGGCCCCAGCCUGCCCGCCGCUGCCACCUGCGGCCCUGUGCCACCUGGCACUCAGGCAACUGGAGUAAGUGCUCCCGCAGCUGCGGUGGAGGUUCUUCAGUGCGGGAUGUGCAGUGUGUGGAUACACGGGACCUCCGGCCACUGCGGCCCUUCCAUUGUCAGCCCGGGCCUGCCAAGCCACCUGCGCACCGGCCCUGCGGGGCCCAGCCCUGCCUCAGCUGGUACACAUCUUCCUGGAGGGAGUGCUCCGAGGCCUGUGGCGGUGGUGAGCAGCAGCGUCUGGUGACCUGCCCGGAGCCAGGCCUCUGCGAGGAGGCACUGAGACCCAACACCACCCGGCCCUGCAACACCCACCCCUGCACGCAGUGGGUGGUGGGGCCCUGGGGCCAGUGCUCAGCCCCCUGUGGCGGUCGCGUCCAGCAGCACCUGGUCAAGUGUGUCAACACCCAGACGGGGCUGCCUGAGGAAGACAAUGACCAGUGUGGCCACGAGGCCUGGCCUGAGAGCUCCCGGCCAUGUGGCACUGAGGAUUGUGAGCCCGUCAAGCCUCCCCGCUGUGAGCGGGACCGCCUGUCCUUCGGGUUCUGCAAGACGCUGCACCUACUGGGCCGCUGCCCGCUGCCCACAGUCCGUACCCAGUGCUGUGCUUGUGCUCCGCCCAGCCACGGCGCCCGCUCCCGAGGCCAUCAGCGGGUUGCCCGCCACUGA
Nomascus leucogenys (northern white-cheeked gibbon) is the source of this 3879-nucleotide messenger RNA. RefSeq names its product A disintegrin and metalloproteinase with thrombospondin motifs 7-like. Gene Ontology annotation, molecular function: metalloendopeptidase activity. Gene Ontology annotation, biological process: extracellular matrix organization. Gene Ontology annotation, cellular component: extracellular matrix. The record is from RefSeq and is a predicted model, not a curated record. Lineage: Eukaryota; Metazoa; Chordata; Mammalia; Primates; Hylobatidae.